Messenger RNA from Notodromas monacha, 1329 nucleotides. The record is from the annotation of a GenBank genome assembly. Lineage: Eukaryota; Metazoa; Arthropoda; Ostracoda; Podocopida; Cyprididae.
UUCUUUGACUUUUACAGAAGCGUAGCAUCCAAAAUAAGUGAAAUAUGGGUGAUUUACAGAUUGUGGACAAGAGUUUACGCUCUGUUUUUGUUGGUAACAUUCCGUAUGAAGCGACGGAGGAGAAGUUGAAGGAGAUUUUCUGGCAAAUCGGCCAAGUUUUAUCCUUCAAAUUAGUUUACGACAGAGAAACAGGCAAGCCGAAAGGAUAUGGAUUUUGCGAAUACCCCGAUCAAGCAACUGCUUUGUCGGCGAUGCGAAAUUUGAACGGAUUUGAAAUUGGUGGCAGAACACUGCGAGUUGACAAUGCGUGCACGGAAAAGUCACAACUUGAAUUGCAAAAUUUGGCUGCUGGGCCACAUACUCAGCCGUUGUACGGAGAAGAAGUAAAUCCAGAACAGGCUCCUGAAAUAAUUUCAAAGGUGGUUGCAUCGACAGCUCCUGAACAACUCUACGAACUGAUGAAGGAAAUGAAGGAGUCGAUAUCCUGUUACCCGGUGGAGACGGAAAAUUUCCUGCGACAAAAUCCGCAGUUGGGUUAUGCUUUGGUUCAAGCAUUGGUGAUGAUGGACUUGCUGGAUACAGAAACUGCUACGUCCUGGUUGCACCCCGCAAAUAAGUUGCCACCAAUUCUUAAACCCCCGACCGGAAUGCCACCUAUGGUUGGGCGGAUGGGAAUACCUGGCAUGCCUGGAUACGCACCCCCAGGAUCCGGCCCAUUUGGAGAGAGAGGAGAUAUGGAUUUGAGGCAGCUGUCUUCAGCCCAAGCAGCAGUUGGUGUUCCUCUGACAAUUGGUGGUGUGAUGGGCGGGGGUCCAGAUAUGGACUUGCGAGCGAUGGGGUUUCCAGGGAUCCCUGGGGUGCCUCCGCCGCCUCGUUUCCCCGCAAGAGGGGGUUACAUGCACCAGGAUUCUCACACUUUCCGUCCCGGAAUGCCACCCAUGUCAGCCACUCCGCAGAUGGCCAAAGAGAACCUGGCCUUUUCUCUGCCACCCGAGUUGCGUCACUUGGCUGAUCAAGACGAAGAAAAGGCGAAUUUGAUUCUGCAGGUUCUUCAGUUGACUGACGAGCAGAUCUCACAGCUGCCCACUGAGCAGCAGAGUAGCAUUCGGGUUCUCAGGGAUCAAAUUUCUAAAGCGCAGCAGGGUGUUGGUCGAUGAUAUGUUCGUUUGGUUUAUCUUGCUAGAUACAUGUGUGGUUUUUUUUUGAAUUUGAUGAGGGAGAAACUCUCUUGACUCAUGGAAAUGUUUAAUAAACAUGAUUUUCAGAAUAAAAAUGAUUUAUAAAAUGGAGAAAUGCAUUUUGAUGACGGAUCAGCGCGAAUAAAACGGG